AUGGAUAUUCGCCGCCCUAUCAGGGACUCUGCGGAGCCCAAGGUUCUAUCCGUUGCCUUCAACAAUGACUGCACCAGGUUUGCAUGCGGUAUGGAAGAUGGCUUGAGAGUCUUCCGGGCAAAAGACUGUAUACGAACCAUCAAAGAAGCACCUCGGCCUGGACAUGGUCUCGCCAUCGUGGAAGCGUUGGAUGACAGAUAUGCAGCUCUCGUGGGUGGUGGAAGACUCCCGAACUCGUCACCAAACAAGCUCGAGUUCUGGGAUCUUGUGGAGAAGAAGAAAUUGAAGGAGCUGAACUUCGGCGAACCCAUCGUCGCUGUCCGUGUGACUGCCAAAUACUGCAUCGUUGUCCUGGUAGAUCGAAGUAUAUCACUGGAGUACGCCAAGGACACAAACACUGGAGCCAUCAACCUAGGAUCGGUCAAGGGUCUAUACAAAACAGCAUCGAAUCCAUUUGGCCUUUGCUGCAUCAGAGGCGAUGCUCUAGCACUACCUGGUGAAACGCCUGGACAGGUACAAGUAUUGACCUUGUCGUCCAAGGACAAGAAGGUAUUCAAGGCUCACGAAGGAGAUCUACGACAGAUGGCUAUGAGCAAGGAUGGAACCAUAAUCGCCACAGCCAGUCGACAAGGUACUAUUAUCAGAAUCUUCAGCACUACAGACCCUACAAAAUCCACCGAAUUACGUCGUGGUCUUGAGUCUGCGUCGAUAUGGGGACUUGCGUUCUCGCCUUCCUCGCAAUUCCUUGCUUCCACCUCAGACAAAGGCACGUUACACAUCUGGGAUCUCCGCCCUCCAAGAGCACCGGAAACCCACGCUCGCCCACCGCCCAAUCAGCGAAAAGGUAGCUCUACCGGCCGCGGAGGCCAUGACUACGACACAAUAUCACACGCCUCUGGCUCGUCCUCGCCACUCCCUGGCACCGCGGUCAACACAGUCCCGCCUCCAGAUCUUCGUCACGCACCACCAGCCACUGCACCUUCGCUAGGCUCGAUGCUAAGCGGUCUAGCCAAGGGCACCAGAUCCUCAACCUCGAUCGAGUUCACCAUCGGCUCAGAUCCACCAAACUGGCAAGGUCAGCCGCGCUACACCAGCACAACACUACCUAACGGACAGACUGCCAAGCUCAAAGUCGAUAACGUGGCUGUCCCUGGCAGACCAGACGGUAAACCGCCAAAGGGAGUGUUGGCUUGGGAUCCGGAAGGUGGGGAUAGAAGAUUGUGGGUCGUCGGAGGUGGAGCAGACGCGAAGUGGGAGGUCUUCGAACUGGCCGAUGAUGUGACUGGAGGAGUCAAGAUUGGCAGUACAGGUUUCAGGAACUAUCUUACUAGGCAGUUUCCUGAGAAGAGCUGA
This is a messenger RNA of Aureobasidium pullulans EXF-150, 1353 nucleotides long. RefSeq names its product WD40 repeat-like protein. Gene Ontology annotation, molecular function: phosphatidylinositol-3-phosphate binding; phosphatidylinositol-3,5-bisphosphate binding; protein binding. The transcript is spliced from 4 exons. The record is from RefSeq and is a predicted model, not a curated record. The coding region runs from base 1 to 1353 and encodes 450 amino acids. Gene Ontology annotation, cellular component: cytosol; phagophore assembly site membrane; extrinsic component of membrane. Lineage: Eukaryota; Fungi; Ascomycota; Dothideomycetes; Dothideales; Saccotheciaceae. Gene Ontology annotation, biological process: autophagy of mitochondrion; nucleophagy; protein lipidation.